CACCAUACACAUACACAUACAUAUAUACAUAUAACUCUACCAUAUACACCAUACACAUUACACAUCACAUCGCAGGGUGGGGGAUGAUGAGAGAAGGGUGUGUUUUUCUUUCCUUGGUGGUUCUCCUGACGCUCUGCGGUGUCAAAGUGGCGGCAGUUGGACUGCCGCCAGAGUCGGCCCCACUGAUCCGCCAUUACUAUAAGGUCCAUAAUACAUGUGCUAAUGUCGAGCCGUUUGUUCGACAACAAGUGAAGGCUUUCAUGGAGAAAGACAAGACCAUAGCACCGAAGGUCGUAAAGUUGUUAUAUGCUGACUGCAUGGUUAAUGGGUGUGAUGCGUCGAUUUUGUUGGAUGGCCCAAACACGGAGAAAACAUCGCCAAAGAACCGAGGUCUAGCAGCAUUUGCGUUUAUUGAUAUAGUGAAGAAAGUUAUCGAGCAAAGGUGCCCCAGUGCAGUCUCAUGUGCCGAUAUUCUCAACAUCGUAGCUAGAGAUGCCAUUUAUUUUUCAGGGGGACCAUCAUACCCAGUUUUCCUUGGAAGAAGGGAUGGAAUGAAAUCUGAUGCUGCGUGGGUUGACCUCCCUUCACCUUCUAUCUCGUGGGAAUCGGCUCUAGCCUACUUUACAUCUAAAGGUCUAAAUGUGCAAGACAUGACUACACUCCUAGGAGGACAUAUGAUGGGUAGAACUCGUUGCAGCAGAAUCUUAGACCGACUAUACGAUUUCAACAAAACCGGGAAAGCGGACCCCACCAUGGAACCAACAACAUUAAGCUACUUGCAGAAGCAAUGUCCCAAGAAGGUGAAAUUGGGACAACCCAACCCCCUGAUAAACCUGAACCCAGAGAACCCGACACAUAAGUUCACCAACUCCAACUACAAAAGAGUGUUGGCAAAUAAAGCCGUAUUAGGUGUGGACCAACAGUUGCGCUAUGGUGGUGACACAUAUGAACUAACCGAUCAAUAUGCUAAUAGUCUUGCAGACUUCAAGGGCGAAUUUGCUUUUUCUAUGAGCAGGAUGGGUGGGCUCAAGGUUCUCACUGGAUCCAAUGGUCAGAUACGAAAGGAUUGUCGUGUCGUUAACAAGUAG
This is a messenger RNA of Lactuca virosa, 1088 nucleotides long. NCBI's taxonomy places the organism in Eukaryota, Viridiplantae, Streptophyta, Magnoliopsida, Asterales, Asteraceae. The record is from the annotation of a GenBank genome assembly.